AUGGCUUCCUCCACAUCGCUUGAAAAUGGGCACGGCAAGGCUCAACUCGAUGGCAAGGACGUGCCUGGAGCAACAGUCACCAUCAAAGACAACGCAACUCCAAGUAUUCGUUAUGGAGAGCUGAGAGAUAUCGUCAUUGAUGAUGCCGUUCAAAAGAGCAUCGUACGCAAGCUGGACACCAGGCUGUUGCCAAUUCUCAGCUUCAUGUACCUCUUCAAUGCCAUUGACAGGAGCAACCUCGGCAACGCUAAGACGGACAGUCUUCUUGAAGACUUGAACGUGACGGAGACACAGUACAGCCUUACCUUAGUCCUCUUCUACGUUACAUUCUGCGGGUUUGAUGUGCCCGCCAACAUGCUUCUAAAACGCUCGACGGGCAAGAUCAUGCUACCCUCCAUCAUGGUAGCUUGGGGUUCGAUGACCCUCUUGCAGUGUGCUGCCCACAACUGGGCUGGUCUGCUGACCUGCCGACUAUUCAUGGGCUUGUUCGAGGCUGGGUUCAUGGCUGGCGUGGUGUACUAUCUCACGACCUUUUACCGCCGCAACGAACUCGCUCUUCGGAUAUCGCUCUUUUACGGCUCAGCCACGAUAGCAGGGGCAUUCAGCGGUCUCAUCGCUUAUGGGGUUUUCCAAAUUCAGCACACUACCGUGCCAGGAUGGAAGUUUCUGAUGAUCGUUGAAGGCGGCUGUACAGUCUUGCUCGCCACAUUCGCAUACUGGUACCUUCCAGCGGAUGUCAAGAAAUGUCACUGGUUCUCGGAUGUCGAGCGUCUUGUCGCUGAAGAUCGAAUGCUCAGAGAUAGCUCAACUGUCGUUAACGAAGAUUUCAGCUUCAAGAAUGCUGCGGCCACCGUUGGUAACUGGAUCCCCGUCUUGGUGAAGAGUCUGGGCUACUCGACAGUCAAGACGAAUCUCUACACGGUCGCCCCUUACUGUGUUGGGACGGUAGUACUUCUCGUCCUUUCCUUCUCCUCCGACCACUUUCGGGAAAGGGGCAUUCACCUCACAGUUGCCAUGCUCAUCACGCUGUGUGGAUUCAUUAUUCUUGCUGCUGUCGAUGUUAGCAAUCAUCAAACUGUAGGAUACUUCGCCUGCUUCCUGCUCACCGCCGGGGCAUUCGUUCCGUCUUGUAUCUUCCACGCUUGGCACAACAACAACCACGUCUCGGAGAAUGGACGAGCGACAGUGACUGGAUUCAUGGUUGGAGCUGCAAACUCGUGUGGAAUCGUGAGUUCAUUAUCGUUCAAAGCGAACACGGCGCCGCGAUACCUGACAGCCUUGAUCAGCGGUGCAGCUCUCCAGGGGUUCGGCAUCAUGUUGGUGCUGAGCCUCGGCACUUGGUAUAGAUGGGAUAACAGGAGGAGAGACAAGGCCGCUGGAAGGACGCUUCGACCAGAAGAAGUCGACACGGCGACGUUGACAGGGGAGUACGAUGACGCAGGCUGGAGGUGGACAGCCUGA
Molecule: messenger RNA, 1461 nt
Organism: Zasmidium cellare ATCC 36951
Lineage: Eukaryota; Fungi; Ascomycota; Dothideomycetes; Mycosphaerellales; Mycosphaerellaceae
Exons: 5
Coding region: 1-1461 (486 amino acids)
Biological process (GO): transmembrane transport
Cellular component (GO): membrane
Molecular function (GO): transmembrane transporter activity
Source: RefSeq, a predicted model, not a curated record